GCCUCACAACGAACGAGUCUUUACAAAUUUAUAAACAACACUCCUUGCAUAUUUGCUUCAUACUUGUAAAAUACAUAGGAUACACACGCAAAGCAUGAGCCACAUGAAACAACUCCUUUUGAAUAGCGUGUGAAUCACCCUAAAGGCAAUACAAUAUCCUUCAACUCUCUCUCUCUCUCUCUCUCUCUGUAGAAACUAAUGUUAUUGUCACUCUAUUCUCUCUCUUUCUCUUUUCUACACCAUUUCUUGUUUUCAAUGGAGAACAAGUACCUCAACAUCCUUUCGUUUUGUUUUUCCAACACUAUUUGUGGGUUACUCAUAGUUUCUUGGCUUGCAAGAAACAUUAUCCAUACUAAUGGAUUAACAACAACACUAGCAUGGAGAAGGAAAACAAGAAAGAAGAAGAAUCAAGAUGAUGAAAACAAAAUGUCUCUGCUGGAUUUGCCUGACUUAACCUUAGACUGCAUCUUAGAGAAGCUCUCCCCAUCUGAGCUAUGUGCUAUGACUUUUGUUUGCUCUGAGCUAAGGGAUAAAUGUGUGAGCGAUCAUCUUUGGAAGAAGCACAUGGAGAAUAAAUGGGGGAGAUUAAUGGGUGAUGCAGCGAUUAAAGAGUGGAAAACUCAUGUCGCCACAUUAAUGGCAUGUCUCAAAAACUCGAAUCCAAGCAGUUAUAGAAGUAACACACAACAAUGGAGGUCGAGGCUUGCUGCGAAUCUUAAACCUUUUUCAUGGUUAAAAACAAACCAUGGUUGCCACAACAGAGGUUCUUCAUCGUCAUCUCCUAUUGAUUCUGUGAUGUAUUGGUACUCUAAUCUUGAGAGUGGCAAGUUCUGGUUUCCUGCUCAGGUCUACAACAGAGAGAACGGGCAUGUUGGAUUCAUGAUGUCGUGUUACGAUGCUAAAGUCAGAUACGAUAACAAGACUAAUACAUUUCAAGCAAGAUACUCGGCGCAUGGUCGUCGUGCGGCGGAGGAAAACGUGACGUGGCAGAGAUUGAGACCGGCUCUAGUGGAGACAGAGUCACGUGACCUACACGUGUCCGACUGUUUGCAGGGACUAAGACCGGGAGACCAUUUCGAGAUCCAAUGGAGAAGAACUAAAGAGUUCCCUUACGGUUGGUGGUUCGGAGUAGUGGGUCACCUUCACAACUGUGUCGGAGAAGAGAACUGCCGUUGCGUCUCUGACGAGAAUGUGGUGAUGGAGUUUAGACAGUUCAGACCGGAGUCGCCGUGGAAAACGACGGUGUUAAACCGGAAAGACCACCGUGAGACGGGAAACGAAGUCAGUGGUUUUUACGGUGGUGUGAAGAAACUGGGUACAGAGGAAGAGGUUUCUACGUGGAAGCGGUUGUGGCCUUCGCAAGUUUUGGAUUAGUAUUUUAUUUAAUUUAGGUGGGGAGUUUGCUUAAGAAGUAGCAAUCUCAUUUAAGUAAAUUUGGAAUUUCUACUUAUACUGUAAACAAAAAAGUAUAAAUCAAAAAGAAAACAGGCUUUAGAGAAAAGUUUGUACAUUGGCUUUGCUUGAAGAAAACAUAAACAGAAACAGACUACUGGUCUAAUGAAAGAAGGGUUUAUCACA
This is a messenger RNA of Brassica rapa (field mustard), 1578 nucleotides long. Its product is annotated as F-box protein At2g41170. Gene Ontology annotation, molecular function: protein binding. The record is from RefSeq and is a predicted model, not a curated record. NCBI's taxonomy places the organism in Eukaryota, Viridiplantae, Streptophyta, Magnoliopsida, Brassicales, Brassicaceae.